Molecule: messenger RNA, 3513 nt
Organism: Cyprinodon tularosa
Lineage: Eukaryota; Metazoa; Chordata; Actinopteri; Cyprinodontiformes; Cyprinodontidae
Gene: dnm2b
Product: dynamin 2b
Exons: 20
Coding region: 289-2865 (858 amino acids)
Cellular component (GO): microtubule; membrane; cytoplasm
Molecular function (GO): GTPase activity; microtubule binding; GTP binding
Source: RefSeq, a predicted model, not a curated record
GCCACGAGCUGCCGUGGAGGCUGGGAGUCUGCUGACCGGAUGGUGACAGAAGUUUUUACUGAUAGUCGGCUACUUUCACCAUGCUUUAACUCUUAACCCUAACAGAUUCAUGACUUUACCAUUUUUUUUUAACUGUGUCUUUAUGAAUUAGUUUUUAAAAAGUAACGGCUGUAGGCCCCGGAGCCAUCUGGAAACUUUUCCCUCUUUUCCCUUUGGAAGAGUAAUCCCAAAAAAGCAAACCAGCGAGUUGUCUGGGAUAAAGCCCACAGGGCUCAGCGAGGCGCCGCUAUGGGAAACCGGGGGAUGGAAGACCUCAUUCCCCUCAUCAACAAGCUUCAGGACGCCUUCAGCUCCAUCGGCCAGAGCUGCAACUUGGACCUGCCGCAGAUAGCGGUGGUGGGCGGGCAGAGCGCAGGGAAGAGCUCGGUGUUGGAAAAUUUCGUUGGAAGGGACUUUUUACCCCGGGGAUCUGGCAUCGUCACCCGCCGUCCUCUCAUCCUCCAGCUGGUUAACAGCAAAGCAGAGUAUGCAGAGUUCCUUCACUGUAAGGGACGCAAGUUUGUGGACUUUGAGGAGGUCCGUAUGGAGAUUGAAGCAGAGACGGACCGGCUCACCGGAUCCAACAAAGGGAUCUCCUCCAUCCCCAUAAACCUCCGUGUCUACUCCCCUAACGUGUUGAACCUGACCCUAAUCGACCUGCCUGGGAUGACCAAAGUGGCCGUAGGUGACCAGCCUGUGGACAUCGAGCACCAGAUCAGAGACAUGCUGCUGCAGUUCAUCACCAAGGAGAGCUGCCUCAUCCUGGCCGUCACUCCAGCCAACACCGACCUGGCUAACUCUGAUGCUCUCAAGAUCGCCAAGGAGGUGGACCCCCAGGGGCUGAGAACCAUCGGGGUGAUCACAAAGCUGGACCUGAUGGAUGAGGGGACGGAUGCACGAGACAUCCUGGAAAACAAACUGCUGCCACUUCGCAGAGGUUAUAUCGGGGUGGUUAACCGUAGCCAGAAGGACAUAGAUGGAAAGAAAGACAUCCGUGCUGCUUUGGCUGCUGAGAGAAAGUUCUUUCUGUCGCAUCCCGCAUACCGACACAUCGCAGAACGUAUGGGGACCCCACACCUGCAGAAGACCCUAAAUCAGCAACUCACCAACCACAUACGUGACACGUUGCCGGGGUUACGCAGCAAGCUGCAGAGCCAGAUGCUGUCACUGGAGAAAGAAGUGGAGGAGUACAAGAACUUUCGGCCUGACGACCCGACACGCAAGACCAAGGCUCUGCUCCAGAUGGUGCAGCAGUUUGGUGUGGACUUUGAGAAAUGUAUUGAAGGGUCUGGAGACCAGGUGGACACCUCCAACCUGUCUGGUGGAGCAAAGAUUAACCGAAUCUUUCAUGAACGCUUUCCCUUCGAGCUGGUGAAGAUGGAGUUUGAUGAGAAAGAGCUACGGAAAGAAAUCAGUUAUGCCAUCAAGAACAUCCAUGGAGUCAGGACAGGUCUCUUCACCCCAGAUUUGGCUUUUGAGGCCAUAGUGAAAAAGCAGGUCAUUAAGCUGAAAGACCCCUGUCUGAAAUGCGUAGACCUGGUCGUCACCGAGCUUGUCACCCUGAUCAGGAAGUGCUCGGAGAAGUUGGACUCAUACCCUCGACUUAGAGAAGAGACAGAGAGAAUUGUGACCACUCACAUCCGAGAGAGAGACAACAAAACCAAAGAAAAGGUGCUGCUGCUGAUUGACAUCGAGCUCUCCUACAUCAACACCAACCAUGAGGACUUCAUUGGAUUUGCAAAUGCCCAGCAGAGGACGGCUGCUAACACCACCAAGAAGAGAGCCAUGCCUAACCAGGUGAUCCGCAGAGGCUGGCUCACCAUCAACAUCAGCAUCAUGAAGGGCGGCUCCAAAGACUACUGGUUUGUCCUGACCGCCGAGUCUCUCUCCUGGUAUAAAGAUGAGGAGGAAAAAGAGAAGAAGUUCAUGCUGCCUCUCGACAAUCUGAAACUCAGAGACCUGGAAAAAGGCUUCAUGUCCAGCAAGCACGUCUUUGCUAUUUUUAACACAGAACAAAGGAACGUAUAUAAAGACCUGCGUCAGAUCGAGCUGGCCUGCGACACUCAGGAGGACGUGGAUAGCUGGAAGGCCUCCUUCCUCAGGGCUGGUGUUUACCCAGAGAAGGACCAGCAACAGAGCGAGGACGCUAUGAGUUCUUCGGACACGGUGUCCAUGGAUCCACAGCUGGAGCGCCAGGUAGAGACCAUCCGUAACCUGGUGGACUCCUACAUCAGCAUCGUCAACAAAUCCAUCAGGGAUCUCAUGCCCAAGACCAUCAUGCACCUCAUGAUCAACAACACGAAGGACUUCAUCCACUCUGAGCUGCUGGCCUAUCUGUACUCAUGUGGAGACCAGGGCAGUUUGAUGGAGGAGUCUGCUGAGCAGGCCCAGAGGAGGGAUGAGAUGCUGAGGAUGUAUCACGCUCUGAAAGAGGCGCUGGUCAUCAUCGGAGACAUCAGCACCACCACCAUCUCUACGCCAAUGCCUCCGCCUGUAGACGACACUUGGAUCGCCAAAGAACCGAGUCCACCGGCGUCCCGACCGCUCACAUCGACCACAGUGCCCCCUAACCGCCCCCCAGCAGUGAGGGGAUCCACUCCCGGUCCACCGCCUCUCAAUCCUUCACCAGCGUUCGGGGCACCGCCUGUGCCCUCUCGACCGGGCCCCCAGGGGCCAUACGAUACCAAUUCAUCAGUGCCUCUCAUUCCUUCAAGGCCUGCCCGUGUGCCUCCAGCUCUGCCCCCAGGAGUUCCCAGCAGAAGACCCCCGGCUGCACCCAACAGACCCACUAUCAUUCGUCCAUCAGAGCCUUCCCUGCUCGACUAGACUCUUUUAUUUUUUGGGUUGCUUGUCUUCAUUAUCUGAUCUCUCAGAAGCUCUCUACUCUUUUCUAUCACUUACUAAAAUUUUUUUCCUCUGUAAUUACAGGCAUUGCAUUUUUUUAGGCCUUUUUUUGUAGAAAAAAUUAUUUUUUUUCUUUAACAAUGACAUGAAGUAAUGAAAAAAAAAAGAUUCUUAAGCAACCUAUAAAAAAUACAUGUUAAAGCAGCACUUGAUGUACAACGUUGGUUAUACUCUGCAAAGGGAAGGUUUACAUUUUUUGUGAGCUGUACACUUUGUAAUGCUGAUUUUUUUUUUACACACUAAGCACUUCAAUAGACAUUUAUACCAUUUAGUUUAAUAAUUUUCUCCAAUGUGUUUCAAUUAUCCUGAGCGUUUGUUUGCUGAGCAUUUGUUUUUUUUACAACCAUACACUCCUGUUAAAGUAAUUUUUUACUCCAUCUGUGGAGCAAGAAAGCCUUAGUCAGAGAAGUAAAAGGGAAGUGCCGACUUUGUAAUACUAAUAACUACACAGAUGUUGAUGUAAGAACGUUGUAUCCACAAAGCUUACCGUCAAUGGAAAAGGUGUCGCAACAUCUGUCAGAUUUCAUACAGUCACUUGUCACAAAUAAAAUCUAUAGAGUGAAAAUUCUG